AUGGCACUCUUCAGGAGUGCUAUGGCACUCUUCAGGAGUGCUAUGGCACUCUUCAGGAGUGCUAUGGCACUCUUCAGGAGUGCUAUGGUAGUCUUCAUGAGCUCUGUGGCACUCUUCAGGAGUGCUAUGGCACUCUUCAGUGUGGCACUCUUCAGGAGUGCUAUGGCACUCUUCAGUGUGGCACUCUUCAGGAGUGCUAUGGCACUCUUCAGGAUUGCUAUGGCACUCUUUGGUAGUGCUAUGGCACUCUUCAGGAGUGCUAUGGCACUCUUUGGUAGUGCUAUGGCACUCUUCAGGAGUGCUAUGGCACUCUUCAGGAGUGCUAUGGCACUCUUCAGGAGUGCUAUGGCACUCUUCAGGAGUGCUAUGGCACUCUUCAGGAGUGCUAUGGCACUCUUCAGGAGUGCUAUGGCACUCUUCAGGAGUGCUAUGGCACUCUUCAGGAGUGCUAUGGCACUCUUCAGGAGUGCUAUGGCACUCUUCAGGAGUGCUAUGGCACUCUUCAGGAGUGCUAUGGCACUCUUCAGGAGUGCUAUGGCACUCUUCAGGAGUGCUAUGGCACUCUUCAGGAGUGCUAUGGCACUCUUCAGGAGUGCUAUGGCACUCUUCAGGAGUGCUAUGGAUCGUGGUUUCUUGCACUUCAACAAGUCGUUUGCAGUCCUUGGUUUUCAAGCCGGAUGUCCUGUAACUCGCUUGACAUAUCACCAACGUAACAAGCGCUUGAAGUUCCUGGUUUUUGAAACAAAGGUCUUGCAAUUUGCUUGA
This is a messenger RNA of Puccinia triticina, 765 nucleotides long. RefSeq lists its product as uncharacterized. NCBI's taxonomy places the organism in Eukaryota, Fungi, Basidiomycota, Pucciniomycetes, Pucciniales, Pucciniaceae. Gene Ontology annotation, molecular function: protein binding. Bases 1 to 765 code for a protein of 254 amino acids. The record is from RefSeq and is a predicted model, not a curated record. The transcript has 2 exons.